Periophthalmus magnuspinnatus is the source of this 2079-nucleotide messenger RNA. RefSeq names its product chromosome 8 C16orf89 homolog (gene c8h16orf89). The record is from RefSeq and is a predicted model, not a curated record. The coding region runs from base 198 to 1250 and encodes 350 amino acids. The transcript has 8 exons. Gene Ontology annotation, cellular component: membrane; cytosol. Lineage: Eukaryota; Metazoa; Chordata; Actinopteri; Gobiiformes; Gobiidae.
AGAAACACCGGAGCCACAGAAGCGGAGCAGAGCGUCAUCCCGGAGCAGAGUCCCGGAGCAGAGUCCCGGAGCAGAGUCCCGGAGCAGUGUCCCGGAGCAGAGUCCCGGAGCGGAGCAGUGUCCCGGAGCAGAGUCCCGGAGCGGAGCAGUGUCCCGGAGCAGAGUCCCGGAGCGGAGCAGUGUCCCGGAGCGGCAGUAUGCGGGCCUCGUGGCUGCCUCUGGCCGCUGUCCUCGCGCUCUGUACGGUGUCGCGCGCGGAGGUCAUCGAUGACGUCCUGAAUAGCCUGGCGCGUGGAGCUGACUUCCUGGAGCAACAGCACGAGCUCAUCAACCUGGACGGAGUAGUGGGAUACAUCAUGCUGCAAGCGGAGUUGAAGCAGGCGGUCGGGUCAUGGCCUCACUCAGAUCCAGUCAGCUGGGCUCAGAGGAGCAGAGCCGUGGCUCUGGCCAAGAAACUAGAGCAGAGUCUGGACCGAGCGGUCAGCGCCUUAAAACAGAAUGACCCCAACUACUACAGAGAGUUUGAGCCUCUCCUGACCUGGACGUUCUGGCUGGUCCCUGGGUCCUGGGCCUCCACUGACCCCAGCCUGGUUUACUCCUCCACACUGACCUCCGAGUGCUACGACGAGCAGCUCAGUGACAAGUGUCUGACGCUGUUGCUGGGGACAUGGAAGCAGAACGGGACGCCAUGUAUCGUGACCAAACAGUGCAGAGACAUGAUGACGCGCUUCGGCUGUCCAUUUUACUCCCUCUCCCACCAGCUCCUCUACUUCAUGAUCGGACACAUGAGAGGCUGCAGUGACCUCCUCAGGGGCGACUCUCGAGCUUCUCGUUUGAACAUGACGGAGCUGAGCUACCAAAGGAUCUUCUGCUCCAACAUGAUGAAGACCAACAAUGACCUUCUCACAGAGGCGUUGGGACCCCUCAACGCUGACAUCUUCCUUGAAAACAUCCUGGUGUGUGGAUUGGCUGGAUUCUCAGACUUCUACAAAGCUGAUUGGCUGCAGCACAUUCUCCGGCUUCAGGACGUGGAAGUGGGAUGCUUCGGUCGAGACAGGAACGUGGUGUCGGAGCGCAUCGGGGAGGAGCUACUGGAGCAGCUUCAGCCCCAUCACAGAGUCAAGAGGAGAGAGAGAGUUCUGCCCGACGGCUGUUCGAGUCACAUGACCGGCGUGGCUGUAGGGGCGCUGGGUGGAUACCUGAACUAUUACCUCACCGAGCAAGACAUUACCAAGAGACCCCUAUCCUGAACCCGGCCUGGAAAUGGGACUAAAGCGGACUAAACCAGGACUAAACCAGGACUAAACCAGGACUAAACCAGGACUAAACCAGGACUAAACCAGGACUAAACCAGGACUAAAACAGGACUAAAACAGGACUAAAACAGGACUAAAACAGGACUAAAACAGGACUAAAAGAGGCCAUGGACAAAUCAAUUCAAUGUAUUUUUGUUGUGCCCAAAAUCACAGCAGCCGUCUCCUCUUAGGGCUGAACAUGAAGAUUGAUUUAACCAACAGAAAGUUAGAAAAUCAACAAUGAAAGAGAAUCAGACCUAUGAAUGGAGAAGUGUCCUAGGCCGCCCCCUGUCCUCAGACCCUCCUCCUGCAGGAACCACUGUCCCAAAGCGCCCCCUGUCCUUAGACCCUCAUCCUGCAGGAAAAAUGUUUAAAAACCCAUUGGGAAAAAGAGAAACCUGGAGGAGAACCACAGUGAAGGAGAGAUCCACUCUCAGAGGAGUCUAGGACUUAACCAGACCUUAAACCACGAUUGAACCAGGUCUAAACCAGGACUAAACAAGGGCAUAAACCAGGACUAAACAAGGGCAUAAACCAGGACUAAACAAGGGCAUAUACCAGGAUUAAACCAAGUAAAAACCAGGCCCUAAACCAGGACUAAAUCAGGGAUUCGAGAAGACCACAGGACAUUUAACCAUAACUAGGCGAACAGGACUUGAAUUGAGAAGUUUUUGAGUCAAACACCAAAAUUUGUUCAAAUCCACUUUUAUUUUACAUAAAUAUUUUUGCUGUAAACAGAUAACAACAGUCUUAAGGUGGAUUUCUUAUAUGAAUGUACCCAGCU